AUGCCGCACGACCGGCACCGCCGUACAGGCCACCCUCCGCGGCGCGGGCGGCGGGGGCCUGGGCAGCAACCCCAGGACGCCAGGACGCCCCUGGCCCAGCCCCCGCACCGGCGUCCAACCCCCCGCCCCAGCAGGGAGCAGGAAACGGUGGUGAUGGACUCAGUAAACUUUAACGGUGGCCUACGUUUUCCUGGGGAUUUUGCUGAGGACAGUGAGCCCACCUCCCUGCCUCACCAUCCCAAGGCACAGAAAAGUGACCACCACGGCUACAGUGCUCCAAGCCUGUCCACCGACUCUGGAACCUGCUCCCUUGAGCCUUCCCAGAUGUAUGACCUUAGUGAAACCUUCAGGCCUGACAACAGGGACUUGUGUGAACUUGACAUGAAUGGCUUUUCAGAAGAAGAGCUGCUGAAUAUUACUUUCGAGGCAUGCGAUACUACAAGCCAAGGAGAGGUCCUGGCCUCCACUGUGGUGCAGUAUCUACAGGCCAUGACUGGCCACAGCCACUGCCAGGACAAGCUGACCGUUCUGCAGCGCAUGCUGGACCCUGAGGACCAGGACGCCCUCAUCAGCAGAGACAACUUCCACACCACCAUGAGGAAGUGGAUCGCUCAGUGUAGCCAAGACAGGUUAUCUGACGACAACUACCAGGCAUCAGGAUCAGAUCUGUGCAAAGCAGCUGGGAGUGGGACUGAAUACUCUUCUUUACUGACUGAAACCAUGUUCACCGACCGAGCUGAAUGUCACUGUGAAUCGAAUGAUUUGUUGGGCCUGGUGGCGGAGCUGAAGCACGCUCAGAACAGACUGAGUGGGCAGAACAGCAGCCUGUUGAAGACGGUGUCUCAGUGUGAGGAAGCGAACCUUCAGCUGAGUCUGGAGGUGUCAGAGCUGCGCAGCAAACUGGCCAGUGCUCAGCUGUGUGUAGUGCGAGCGCGCUCUCUGUCUGACGAGCUGGAUGAAGCCAGGAGAGCGCUGAGAGAAAACCAAGACAGAGCCACCAAAGCUCAGACCAACAGCCAUGCACUGAUGAAGGAGAGUGAACACCUGAAGGCCCAUAUCAAAGCAAUCGAAGAAAAGAAUGAAAAGCUGAUGUUUGAGCAGAGCUGUGCUGAAGACCGGCUGAACAAACUGAAACGGGCCAACACAGACAUGAAGGAAGAACUGGAUGAAACUCGGGUGUUACUGGCAGUGAAAGAGAGGGAAAUUACCAAGAAAAACAUUGCACUGCUGAAGCUGAAGGAUACAUAUCUUGAGCACCACAAAAUCAUUGAGGUUCUACAUUCUCUGCAUUCAUGUUGCACAUUGAUAAUACUGUGUUCAGCUCACACUGCUAGUCUGCAGUCUGACUUGAUGAGGUUACAAGAGCACUCACAGCAAGCGCUCUUGAGGUUUGAUAAGUGUGCUUUGGGCCCUCCUGGAAUGAAGAGAGCUGCCUUCCCUAACCAUUACUCACUACACCAUGAGAUAAUGGAGGCUCAGCCGCUGUUCAACUGA
Messenger RNA from Pygocentrus nattereri (red-bellied piranha), 1494 nucleotides. RefSeq names its product protein KASH5-like. Gene Ontology annotation, cellular component: meiotic spindle pole; meiotic nuclear membrane microtubule tethering complex; chromosome, telomeric region. The transcript has 15 exons. The record is from RefSeq and is a predicted model, not a curated record. Gene Ontology annotation, molecular function: dynein complex binding. The coding region runs from base 1 to 1494 and encodes 497 amino acids. Lineage: Eukaryota; Metazoa; Chordata; Actinopteri; Characiformes; Serrasalmidae. Gene Ontology annotation, biological process: actin filament organization; homologous chromosome pairing at meiosis; telomere localization.